Molecule: messenger RNA, 4336 nt
Organism: Dreissena polymorpha
Lineage: Eukaryota; Metazoa; Mollusca; Bivalvia; Myida; Dreissenidae
Exons: 8
Coding region: 86-1891 (601 amino acids)
Source: RefSeq, a predicted model, not a curated record
CUCUAAUUUCCCGUGCAUAUCGUGGGGAUUUUAAUAAUAUGUUCUAAUGUCAUUGCAUACCGUGUAUUGAAGAGUAGUUAUACAAAUGGAUAUAGGUGUGGAUAAUGUCAUGUUGGAGAAAGCGCGAACGUUACAACGCUACUUACCGGUGGGCCGACGGACGGACAUCAGAGUUCGUUGUCUAGAUGAUAUCCCGUGGCUGGUGGUCAGGACGUUUGAGCAUCUUACGGGGAAUGACAUUCUAACACACGAAAAGCCCUUUAGCACCCUGACCGAGCAAUCACAAACCCUGCAGCAAAUCAUCGACACAUUGGAAAGGGCUUUGCGACUUCCGCUUUCCCACGUGACCGGAGUAGGCGUGGCUCGAUUAGACAGACGGCAGCUGGAAGACCUGCUGCAGAUUCUAAUAGACCUAGCGCGCCACUGCUUCCCGGAAGUUUGCGACUCAGCGAACAAGGAGUCAGGUCGCGUGAAUGUCACAGCAGACGAACGUCUGACAGUAAGUCAGCUCACGCGUGAACAUUCAUCAGACGCGACAUGCACGCCAAGACUAUCGGCUCUGGCAUUUGAAAGUCCAAAAGACUCCACGAAUCGAGCGGCAUCGCGUGUUGACGAUAUACCGGCCUAUAUUGAGAUGGCCCCUACCGCCAUCAAUGCUAUCCCUUCCGGACAUACUACUCAAGAAUUUAAAAAUUCAAAAGACUCAAUGAAGCGAAAGGCACCAGGUGAACACGAUAUACCGGCCUAUAUUGAGAUGAACCCUAGCGCCUUCGAUGCCAUUUCAUCGAGACAGACAAGAAGAGAUGAUUGUGACUCAAAUGCUUGCGAUCAAACAGAAAAAUCCACUAAUGUAAAAGGUUUUUAUAUUUUGGAACCUGAACAAGAAAGCUCGUACCAUAACGAAAGUCUAAACUUAUUCUUGGAACCCAGCAAACCAACUAAUCAACAUAACGGAGUUUUAAUUGCAACUAGACACGAGCCGUAUUCGACCUCGCGAAGGAAGAGGACAGUUUCUGAACAGAAAAAGACAACACCGAAUGUGGAGGCACUCAGGUCAACGUCACGUGCAAAAAGAAAUGGGGCUAUAUGCCGUAAACCGUCCGUAAAGUCAUUCUCAAGCCCUUUAAUAAAGGUGUCUCACCAGAAAGUUUCAUCGCCUUUAAAACAAAGAUUACCCUUGUUAACAAACGCGAGACGGCAAGCUGACGUCGGUCAAUCACUUCCUACACAGGAAGUCAAACAUGCUCGGUGUCGAACAGCAUCCCGCGCUUGCUCCGACUUAACCAAGGUAUCGAACAAUGAAAAGCAGACCGGAGCGUUCGCGUCUAAUAAGGAUCGCUUGACAAAGCUGAAAUCCGUUGUAGGUUUAAAUACAAUUAGAUCCGGAUCCAAAACAAGGAAUCCACUUGGUAACAAAAUGAAGGCCGAUUCGUCCGCUAAGGCGCCAAAAAGGCAUUUGCACCGAGGGCAACCGCACAGCGUCAGCAGUCCGAAGCCUCAGGACCGGAAACGGAAGCCGAGUGUGGUGUCUACUAAAGUGAGGCGACACAGCAGAACCGGAUGCACGGGGACACCGGGCUGCGCCGGAUCGUGCCACAGACCCAUUAGGAGAGGUGACAUUUCUCCACAGACGACAUCACUUUGCUCUUCACUCAAGCUUCUGGAGGAAUUUGAUUACGUCAAGAGACGCUUAGCGCAGAUUGACCGUAAAAUCGCCGAGGAUCUACACCAAAGGACAGAGCCGAUGAAUGUCAAUGAAAAUGACGUCAGUGAGUUAGUCUUUAGCCCAGAACAUCAGACGACGUCAACCUUGCGGUGGGUGCUGAAAGGACAUAUUAAAACAGCGUCCUAUGCAGCUUCAUGUAAAGCAGCAACAUUUUAUGAACUUUGAAGAAGCAUCCUGACAACGUUUAAGUGGUAGUUUUUGUGUCAUAAUAUGUAUGCGUUUUAAAAAAACUGUGUAAAAAAGCGGGAACACAUUUCAACACAAUUGUUCAUUGUUAAUUUUACAUACGUUUGCAGUGGCUGUUCUCGCUCGAAUUGAGAAGGAUGUAAAGGAACUUCUCAGAAUUGUUUAGAAACUUGAAAGCUGAAUAACAAAAUUACUGUGCUUCAACUUUGUACAUAUGUUAUUUAAAGCGACCUAUGAACUGUCUUGUGUAACAAAAUGCACAUAAUAAUAUUGCUAAUCAAUGAAGUAGCAUGUUCCCAUAAAAAAAAUCAUUAUAUAAGUUUAUCAAGAAAUCUAUACGCUUUUGAAUAUUCUUAAAAAUUACAACAGCAAAAAAUAUUUAUUUCAAUAUAUAUGCCAACCCCAGGAAUUGAAAAGUAUUACCAACUCUAUAUUAUUUUACCGAUUUUGAAGGACGAUUAUAAAGUGGGGUGUUAUUCCGCCUGUUCGAGCAUAAUGCACACAUUCUUUUUGAAUGUAUGACAAUUAUUGUUUAAAUCGCCAUUUUACCAAAACUGUGAACAUCUCCUUUACACGUCUCUCUUAAUAAACUAUUCAGAACUUAAAUAAUGCUUAAUAUUUUUAUCGUAUUGUUAAAAAAUAUGCAUUCUGACAUCAUCAAUCGAUGGUUACGUGAUAAUAUCCUACAAACAAUCUACAUAUCCUCAUUUACAUAUUUAGCCGAUUUGAAGUUCAACAAUUUAAAUUCCCUUCAGCAAUACACCAACUGUAUUAUAAAAUACAUUUCUUUAAUCAAAUUUCAUGUAAAACAAUGUAAUCAUCUAAGAAUACAUUGAACAAAAGAGAUCUCUGGUAUCAGCCGUUCAAACAAAAUGAACUGGGACGUAUUUUUUGCAAACUAGUUUACAAAUGGAAAUAUAAUUUGAAAAGAGUUGAACAGAUGGAAGCAUUAUUUCCAAAAUUGUUUACAAAAAAAGUUGUAAUACACGCAUAUUGAUUUUUACAGAAUGCGCGAAUUAAAUUUAGUUUAUCUACUAUACAUAUGUACCACGUUAAAUAUUUAAAGGUCAAUUAAUACACGCCGUAUAUAAUAUAUAGAAAACUACCGUAGGCUGGUGCUGAAUAAAGCGAAGUUUAUUUUGAGAGGCUUAGAAAAUCUUGUCGAGUGGUUCAGAUUUUCGGGUCGCGCAAAAUCAAUUUUCUUAGUCGUCAAUUAUUUCUUUAAAAAUAUAAUCGGAAAAUAGAACUACACGGAAAAUCCCAAAGUUAUUUAAAGCAAACAUGGUUUUAUUAUUUUAUUCGUCCCGAGCCUAAUAUAUAACACAAAGAUCAGUUACCUGUUUUUCUAUUAAUCAUACCUCUACGUCCCCGAUUUAAAAGAAAUAAUGAAAAAAUACUAAAAAACUGCAGCUUUAGUUGGAAAGAAUAUGACUUUUGUCGUUUGACGUGAAAAUAAUGACGUCAUGAGUACACGCACUUAAUAUUUGUAAAAAAUGUUUUUUUGCUGUUUGUGUUCCAUGUUGUGUUUAAAAUAUAUUACAUCUUGGUAUCAAAUUGUUUGUUUUGUUGAAUCUGAUUCGAUUUUACUAAAAUGAUUACUUAUAGUUGAAUCCAAGAAAUAGGACUAUAAGAGUCCGCCGCGCGUGACAGCUAUAUUUCAGCAAUGCCGGAAUAAAGGAAAAUAUAUUCCACAGUGGUUUAUUUCGACAAUCCACGUCUGAUGAUGGGAUAAAUAUCUUCUCAUGCUUACUGUUAAAUAUCAAUGGCGAUAAGGUUUUACAAAAGACACCACAUACUCGACAUGAUCAGCUUAAAUGAUUAAGAAUUAAGUAUUAAAAACUACAGAGUAAUCGUUCGCUGUGCGUAUAUAUUAACAGAAAAAAACAACAACUCAAACUUUUUUUGAUGAAAAUUAUUUCACACACAUACAAAACAAUGUUCACGCCGUUUCAUUUUAUUAACCAACAAAACGGUUUAAACAAAAAGGCAUAAACUAUUUCGUCAAAAUAAAAAAAUCGCAUUUUUUACACAGAAAUCGUAACAGUUCAAGGUCCAACUAAGGCCUCUAAUUGGCGAUGAAUCACUUAAAUACUCAAACACUAUCUACAACCAACGUAGACAGUGACGUGAUAGGUUUUAUAGCCAGUUUAUUGUCUGUCAAUAAUCUCUUGCGUUAUAUUGCCUUUUGUUAUGUCAACACAAUAUUAAAUUGCAAAAUGAACUGCACUUUAAGAGCGUUUUGUCGGGUUUAUUGUUCCGUUUGCAUGUUCAUAAUGUGUACUGUCUCGUUUACAUUUUCAUCUUUCUUGUCAAUAAAACUAAAUUUAAUAUUCAUACUGGUAUUCUGGUAAUAUUUUCCAAACGACUCUUUGAAAUUUUGUUUAUGGCGAAUUUUGCAAAUAUCGUCUGUCACCAGAAAAAGAA